AAUUGAGUUGGGGAAUUUCUGUCGAUUUCUCUUCUGCCGCUCAGCUUGCCCUGUACUUGGUUUUAAGUAAAAGCGGCGGCAGAGAGGGCGUUUGCUAACUAGGCACGUGUCGGGAUCUUGCAAGGACGGGCUAAACUUUACAGUCCAGCCCCUAGACCCAUUUAUAUUUUGAGACAAGGUCUCACUGUGUAGCUCUGCUUGGCUUUCAGUUCACAAAGAACCUUCGGCCUCUGCUUCUGGCUUAAAAGAUCACAGUUAUUUGCCUAUUGGUGUGGACACACUCGUGUGUACGUGUGCGGAGAGGUUAGAGGCUGGGAUAAAUUCUCUGCACCACGUGGGCCUGGAGAGUCAGACUCUGGCUCUUGGUGUUGUUGACUGCCGAUUCUUACACCGGCUCGAGAAUCCUGGCGACCCCUGAUCGAAUUUUUCCUAGUUUGAAAUCUGUUUACCAAGAUCUUUAUCAGAUGUUUUGCAGGAUGAAAAUGAGUGGAAAGAAUUUGAGCAAAAGGAGGUUGAUUACAGCGGAUUAAGAGUUCAGGCAAUGCAAAUAAGUGAAAAGGAAGAUGAUGAUAAUGAAAAGAGAGAAGAUCCAGGAGAUAAUUGGGAAGAAGGUGGAGGUGGCAGUGGAGCAGAGAAAUCUUCAGGUCCCUGGAAUAAAACCGCUCCGGUACAAGCACCUCCUGCUCCAGUAACAGUUACAGAAACCCCGGAGCCAGCAAUGCCUAGUGGUGUAUAUAGGCCUCCUGGGGCAAGGCUAACCACAACAAGAAAAACGCCACAAGGACCACCAGAAAUAUACAGUGACACACAGUUCCCAUCCCUGCAGUCCACUGCCAAGCAUGUAGAGAGCCGGAACAGGUACUUAAAGUGAAUACUACCUGAAGUUAAAUGACCACAUAUGGCACAUCUACAUCGUAUUAGGGACAUGAAUUUUCAAAAGUAAAUAAAAUGGGAAGAAAUGUAAA
This is a messenger RNA of Apodemus sylvaticus (European woodmouse), 965 nucleotides long. It is a transcript of the gene Cdv3, whose product is annotated as CDV3 homolog. The record is from RefSeq and is a predicted model, not a curated record. Lineage: Eukaryota; Metazoa; Chordata; Mammalia; Rodentia; Muridae. The coding region runs from base 542 to 871 and encodes 109 amino acids. Gene Ontology annotation, cellular component: cytoplasm. The transcript is spliced from 5 exons.